Molecule: messenger RNA, 1347 nt
Organism: Polyodon spathula (Mississippi paddlefish)
Lineage: Eukaryota; Metazoa; Chordata; Actinopteri; Acipenseriformes; Polyodontidae
Product: maspardin-like
Exons: 9
Coding region: 135-1070 (311 amino acids)
Cellular component (GO): cytosol; trans-Golgi network transport vesicle
Molecular function (GO): CD4 receptor binding
Source: RefSeq, a predicted model, not a curated record
CGCACUGGGGGUCAUGUGAUUGAGGUUUACUAGGGGAGAGGAUGCGCCAGCAAGUGAAGGGUCGGCGGUGGGCGCUUGUUAAGACGGCUGGAUGGUAAACAAGCGAGAUCGGGCCACUUCGUGUUCUUCCAGUCAUGGAAGAGAUCAGAUCAUCUCCUGAUUACAACUGGUUCAGAAGCACAGUUUCGCUGAAAAGGAUUAUAGUAGACGAUGAUGACAGUAAAGUCUGGUCUCUGUACGACGCAGGACCCAGAAUCGUAAGAUGUCCGAUCAUUUUUCUGCCGCCUGUCAGUGGCACUUCUGACGUGUUUUUCCAGCAGAUUCUUGCACUUACCGGAUGGGGUUACCGGGUCAUAUCUCUCCAGUAUCCAGUAUACUGGGAUCUCCUGGAGUUCUGUGAUGGAUUUAGGAAGCUAUUGGACCACUUACAGCUGGAUAAGGUGCACUUAUUUGGAGCUUCUUUAGGUGGCUUUUUGGCGCAGAAAUUUGCAGAAUACACACACAAAUCACCCAGAGUGCAUUCUCUAAUUCUGUGCAAUUCCUUCAGCGACACUUCCAUCUUUAACCAGAGCUGGACAGCCAACAGUUUUUGGUUAAUGCCUGCAUUUAUGCUCAAGAAGAUUGUUCUUGGGAAUUUUGCAACGGGACCAGUGGAUUUAAAAAUGGCAGAUGCUAUUGAUUUUAUGGUUGACAGGCUGGAGAGUUUGGGUCAGAGUGAACUGGCCUCUCGUCUGACUCUGAACUGCCAGAACUCUUACGUGGAGCCCCACAAGAUAAAGGACAUUGCUGUGACCAUUAUGGAUGUGUUUGACCAGAGUGCACUUUCACACGAAGCUAAAGAGGAAAUGUAUAAGCUGUAUCCAAAUGCCAGACGAGCGCACCUUAAAACAGGUGGAAACUUCCCAUACCUUUGCAGGAGUGCGGAAGUUAACAUUUACAUACAAAUUCACUUGCGCCAGUUUCAUGGCACAAGAUAUGCAGCCAUCGAUCCAGCUAUGGUCAGUGCAGAAGAGCUGGAGGUUCAGAAAAUCAGUCUGAACGGUGCCAGGGACAGCGACGAAGAGAAAUAGCAAGGAGAAGUAUCCUGGACGUGCCAGUCUGUCUGGGAGUCACAAGGCUGGUGGAGCACUGAUAUCCACUGGGCUUUAUCAAGACAUCUACCAAUCAAUAUUCUUUUCUAAAGGUAUUCCGUUUUCUAGACUAGUGUUCUGUCUGUUUUUUUAAGAAGAUGAAUAGUCAUAAAAACAACAGCAUCUAAAAAUGGACCAUAUUUUUACUUUGCAGAAAAAAAUAAAAAAAUUAGAAAUCAUUGCUACUGUAAAUAAAUCUAACUUGAUAAUUAUACAA